Messenger RNA from Panonychus citri (citrus red mite), 1326 nucleotides. RefSeq names its product MICOS complex subunit MIC27-like. Gene Ontology annotation, cellular component: MICOS complex. The transcript has 3 exons. The coding region runs from base 89 to 622 and encodes 177 amino acids. NCBI's taxonomy places the organism in Eukaryota, Metazoa, Arthropoda, Arachnida, Trombidiformes, Tetranychidae. The record is from RefSeq and is a predicted model, not a curated record. Gene Ontology annotation, biological process: cristae formation.
UUCGAUUAUUCUCAACAAGGUCAACACAAACUGUCAACAAACUGUUUUCCUUUUCAAUUGAUUUUCCUGUUUAAAUUAGUUAAUUAAAAUGACCUGUGAUGACAAAAGCUCAGGGGAUAAACCCUGUUGUAAAGGUAAACAAGCUAAAUUGGUGACCAUCGAUCAGUUACCUUUAUAUGGUAAUCCAUACCCACCAAUGGAUAAAAUAGAAACUGGUGAACGAGGAAUGAUUGAAGAAGGAAUUGGAACCGUUCGAGUUGCUAUAAUGGAGAAUCUUAAAUUUCUUGAUGGUUUCACUGGUCGAGCAAAGGAAAUUUUUGAAACAGCCAAAGCUCAUUCAAUGACCACACUUGAUUAUAUUACCGAUGAAACCAACACUGUGCCCAAAGCAUUGGCAAUUACUGGCAGCGGAUUAUUUGGCCUUCUUUUAGCAUCUAGACGAGGUUUCUUCAAGAAAUUACUCUACACAUCAGCUGGUGUUGGAAUCGCUACCGGAGUUUGUUAUCCAAAACAAUCGGAAGACAUUUUAGAUUUAGCUGGUUAUGUUGUUAAAACUAAUUACGAGAAAAUUGUUGCAGCAGCGAAAUCAUCAUCUGAAUCACCUCCUUCCAAAGAGAAUUAGUUCCAAUCAAAUUUCCAGAACAAUUAACAACAAUCAAUCACUUUAAAUCUCAAGCAAACUACAACAAUAACAAAAUGAUGAGAUGUUAAUACAAGUAGAAAAGCUUAAAGAUUAACCAAUCAUCUCGAUUUUGUGUAAAUUCAGUUAAAAAAAAUAUUUCGUUUACAAUAAUUGUAAUCAACCGAUUGUGUAAAAAUUAAAGGAAAACUAAAUUUAAUUGAAAUUUAUUCUCAUGUUUCAGUUUACCAGAAUUGACCCAAAUUCACUUUUAAUUCAACAACGAAAACAAAACAUUAUUAACCACUAGAAUAAAUUGUGAUCUAAGUGGAAAAUUAUUUAUUCUAAAUUUCCAUUUCCACCAAUUAACUAAUUAACUAAUUCACUCGGUUGAUUAACCCAAAUGAUUAAAACGAAAUUACCGCUCAAUUUGUUUCUUCGCUUCUCCAUAGAUGGAGCUGUUUAUUUUCUUCCGGUUCCGUUGAAAGAAAAUUUUUCUUGGUUAAAUUGAAUCGGUUAUUUUUGGUAAUUAAAUUAAUUUAGUUUUUGUUUUCUAAAUUGUUCUCUUUUUAGUUAACAAAGUUAAUUUAAUUAUUUAGGAUGGCUAAGUCAAAGAAUCACACCAAUCACAAUCAAAAUCGUAAAGAUCACAGAAAUGGUAUCAAAAAGCCCAAACGAUUCAGAAAGGAAUCAAUGAAAGGAGUAUG